AGUGCAGCGUAUGAGUAGCAAUGGUACACACAUUGUGUGCUAUUGUAUGCUAUAUGUGUUCAGCUAACAAAUGUCAACAAUCGACUACUGAUAUGUGUUUGUAUGGUUUCAAUUUCUUCAAUGAGUCUUCGGCGAAACUGGGCUAAUUAAUGGGUUGCUAUAUGCAAACAAAAACAUUAUUCAAAUAGAUAAUUGUGCCAAAAAUGUGCGGGGAAAGAGGUCAUAUUGAAAUGAUAUUGUUCAAAACCUAACCUUACUUACUUUUGUGUGAUAUCAAUAGAAAGAGCAAUUGAAAGAACAUAAUCGUGUGUGGUAUUUGACUUUGGCACAUUGAUCGGUGAACGGUUUUCUGAAGAAAAAACGGAAACGAUCAGAAUAACUGGAAAUAAUGUGUAAAAUAGUCAAAAUCGUUGAGAGAUUAACGUCUGGCUACAUUCAACGUUUCUCCCAACAGACGUAACAGUAAAACAAUGGCAAUGCAACAAAUGUUUGCGCUGCAUUCGAUUCGCAUGGAAUUCGUGUGUGCAAACCGAUAAAUGCAACGGUCGUAUAUUUAUAAACUCAGAUAAGCAUUCAAUGGUGGCUAUGAAUAAAUGCUUUUAUUGUGGGUUUUUGUGACGUGAUUAUAAUGGGAUGCAACGUAAUAAAAUCCAAUAAAGUCGAUUUGCAUUUAAACCGAAUAAAUUGAACGAAAGAAUUUCCACCCAUUCCCAUUUUAUACUACAAUGAGUUGAAGAGAAUAUCGGCCGAAAGCAACAACAUGAAAAUUAAUGCAUUUCAAAUUGAGCGUGUGUGUAUGAUGAGCUCAUAUAUGCGCGUGUAUGUGUGCGUUUGUGCUUUUGCCGUCGGGCAAAAUAUGAGUUUAUCGUUAUUAGUGCACUUUUGAACAUUGUUCAGUUUCUUAUCGCUUAAUUGCUUGCUUUGAUUGUACAUUGUACAACUCGCAAUCAUCGGGUGGUAAUGAUGCACAACACUGCGCUGAGAGAGCAGUCGAACACGACCUAACUGAUAGUACAAACUUUAUAGUUGUGAACAAAUCGAAACGAGUUAGUUCAUUAUCUGCUUAUCACGAUUUUCUUCUAAUGGUCUUUGUACACAUUAUCUCUGACUAAUGUCCAUGCUUCUAAUCUCCAGCCAAUGCUUCUUGGUAUUAUGUUAUAUCAUUGUUUGACAAACUGUCACAUAUGGGCGCAAGUGUGUUUGUCUCCGUGUAAAUUGGAAUAUAAUCGCACCACUCAUACGGCUGCCAAAGCCAAACCAUAUGUGACUGUUGGCUCAUAUGCCCACACAUAUGAGUGUGUCUCGCUUUUUCUCUUUCUCCUUUUCGUUCAGUACUUUUGAGCAUUUCAUCAAAUAUUGUCACUUUUCAAAUCAGUUGCUUUUCUCCAGUCUCGAUCCACACUUCAAACGGUUCACUGAUUUGUAUUUUUUUUCCCUCUGUGAUCUGAGUGCGCCUUACAUUUCUUGUUAUUCAAGACUGAUUGAUUUUGGUUUUUCAUUUAAUUUAUGCUUACUUGAUCUGACAACGACACAUCAGUUCAGUUAUCUUUUUCACGAUAAUUGUAAGUUUUAUUUUUGUAAUUUCUUCAAACAUUGUACCGACCAUUGGGUAAAAUCUUAUCAAAAUGUGUGAUAAUCAUCGCGAGUAUUCAUUUGAUAAGCCAUUUGCAACAAUUAUUUCAUUUUACAAUAAACGAUGGAAUCCGUGUUGAAAUAUCGUGAGCUAAGUAAAUGUAUGGAGUUGUGCAAAAUGAGUUCACCGUAUACAUUCAUACCGACAAAUUAACGAAAAGUUUACCUUUGUAAAGCUUCAUUCCGUACAAUGCCCAUAUGAAGAUCGCCCACAUUUUUGUAAUCAAAAAGAAUAAGAGUAGAAAUUUAUUUGCCAAAUUUUACUGUGAAAUCAUACGAACAGAUACGUUUAGUGUUUAAAAGUGUGUGAGAGCUUUGUUCAAUGGAUGUGAUUUUGAGGCUUACGAUAAUGUUAACCCACAGAAAAGGAACUGCCUCUAUGCCGGCAGUGGUUACUUUUAGAUUAAACAUUUAUUGGUGUUUAGUACUUUUUAGAUUGCAUUGUGGUUUCAAAGUGUUAAUUACGACAAUGAACUUCAUAACCAACAUUGGGGUCAUAUCCUGUGCAAACCGAAAAAUUAUUAUCAAAUAAUUCUAAAAUAUUCGACCAGAAAAAAACCACAACGUACACAUUUUGUUUGACAAACAAACGACAGAAACAGAAUAAUUAACAAAAGCUGUCCAACGAAAUGUAUAGUCCAGACUACGAGAAACGCGUUUUGAAAUAUUGUAGUCCGGUCGCUCGAAAUUUAUUCAAUAGACAAGAGUCCGAAGAAAGUGCAUCAUUCGAUCGAUUCAUACCGUGCAGGGCAAAUAACAAUUGGCAAACAAAUUAUGCAUCGAUAACGAAAACAAAUGAAAAUUCGUCACAAACAACGAAGAAGCAACGCGAUUGCGGCGAAACAGCUCGUGAUAGUUUAGCCUAUUCAUGUUUGUUGAAAAAUGAAUUGCUGGGCAAUGGCAUCGAAGACGUUAAAACGGUAGCUGACGAUCGCAACGAAAAUGUGUCUUGCAGUGCAAAACGUGGACUCUUCAAAUAUCAAUCGCCAACCAAACAGGACUACAACGAGCAAUGCCCCUAUUCACUGUCACCCGUUAGUGCGAAAAGCCAGAAAUUGUUGCGAUCGCCACGGAAAGCAACACGGAAAAUAUCACGGAUACCAUUUAAAGUGCUCGACGCGCCCGAACUACAAGAUGAUUUCUAUUUGAAUUUGGUGGAUUGGUCGGCACAAAAUGUACUUGCCGUCGGAUUAGGUAGCUGUGUUUACUUAUGGAGUGCUUGUACGAGUCAAGUGACUCGAUUAUGUGAUUUGAGCACAGAUGGGAACUCGGUGACGUCAGUGUCGUGGAAUGAACGCGGGAACCAAGUUGCGGUUGGAACCCAUCAUGGCUACGUCACCGUUUGGGACGUAGCUGCGAAUAAACAGAUAAAUAAGCUGACAGGACAUUCGGCUCGGGUGGGCGCCUUAGCAUAUAAUGGUGAUAUUUUGUCGAGCGGGUCUCGGGAUCGACUGAUCAUGCAACGUGACACUCGUGCACCAGCCUUAGUGUCUGAGCGGCGGUUAACCGGACAUCGCCAAGAAGUGUGUGGUUUGAAAUGGUCACCGGACAAUCAAUACCUCGCAUCGGGUGGCAACGACAAUAAGCUGUACGUUUGGAAUUUGCACUCACUGAAUCCAGUACAAUCGUAUUCAGAACAUAUGGCUGCAGUGAAAGCAAUCGCCUGGUCGCCCCACCACCACGGACUAUUAGCUAGCGGCGGCGGUACGGCCGAUCGAUGUAUUAGGUUUUGGAAUACGCUGACAGCGCAGCCGCUGCAAAGCGUCGACACAGGAUCGCAAGUUUGCAACUUAGCUUGGUCCAAACAUUCUUCGGAAUUGGUUUCAACGCACGGCUAUUCGCAAAAUCAGAUUCUCGUGUGGAAAUACCCAUCAUUGACUCAAGUGGCCAAACUGACCGGUCAUUCAUACAGGGUUCUCUACUUAGCUUUGAGUCCCGACGGUGAAGCUAUUGUAACAGGAGCCGGUGAUGAGACUCUUCGGUUUUGGAAUGUGUUCAGCAAAGCGCGUAGCCAAAAAGAGAACAAAAGUGUUUUGAAUUUGUUUUCAAAUAUUCGAUAAACGACUUUUCGUUCCAUUCGCAUAGAAGUAUACAGUUUUCGUGUGUAUGAGCUUUAUUUAAUAUAGAAUCGAAUCGAAUCGAGUUGUUCACCUAUCUUCUUUUUCUCUCUCCCUCUUUCGAAAUGAGCCUAUCAUUUCGAAAGAAAUCAGAACUGAAUGUACAACAUUGCGUACAUUGAUGUUGGAGCUAAACUAGUCGUUUAUCAACUAAUUUUUUUUUCAUGCCACAUUGCUGCUUAUAGCACAUUUGUGCUGUCUGCGGAGUUUACAAACAGCAGCACAAUGAAGCUAACGCGCCAUUCCAUUUGAGUUUAACAAAAUGCAUUUUUAUUUAAAAAACGACAUGAAUCAUUUGCCUCUCAUCAUUAUUAAUUUACGCCCUAUAGUUUUAAUGCUAGGCUUCAUUGAAACAGAUAUUUUUCAUGCGAUUUUUGGGUUUCAUUUCACGAGUUAGAUCUCAAUCGAUAUUUCCAACCUUGUUCUCAUGCAAUCAACGUCAAUUUUAUUUUGAUUGGAUCUGAAUGACGUGGAUAAUUUAAACAUUCUAUAAACGAAAUGAAAGAAAAAAAACACACCAAUAUAAAUAACUCAUGAAAAUGAUAAUUCAGACGCUCUACAGAUGUAAUGCAUCUCAAAUGAAGUCGAUAGAUAUUUGAAUUAACCCCUUUAUCCACUUGAUUUGAGAUCAAUGUGAAGUGUGGACCCAUUGAGACAAUAUAUAGUACGAACGUAAAUUUUAAGGAAUUUCGAAUGUAGAUUGUAGAAUAGAUUUUGUGCAAUUUCCGUGCUUUCCACCAUACACUGAGAAAACUAACCAAUUUCACUGAAAUUAUAUGAUAGGAAAUAAAAAUGUUCACCUAAAACCAGAGAAUGUCUACACAUAGAUUUAUUCAAAUAAAUUAAAAAUAUCAAAAAAAAUUAUCGGUUGUUGUAACGCUUCUGCAGUACAAAGUUCAUAUUCCUUUCUGGGUGCCAAGUCAAUUUUGCUGAAUUCGUCUGGGAUCAGCCUCAAAUUUGACUUGGCAAGGAAUAUGAAUUUUGUACUGCAAAUGCGUUAAAACAUCGUAACGCAUGAAAAAUAUCGAUAAAUUUUAUUGAUUUUUUUAAUUUAUUUGAAUAAAUCUAUGUGCAGAUAUUCUCUGCCUAAAACUUAAGAUUUUGCUUGGAUUGUUCGAUAUACUAAUAUAAAUAGACACACUUUAUUCAACAAAACAAACCAAAGUAGUUUCGUUGAAUGCGAUCACGAAAGAUAUCGAUAAGCAAGUCGACCUGCCCAUUAGGUGCGACAGUUGUUGCGUUAGGUCUUAAUUACCUAUUACGACCUGGUAGUUUUGAUCGUAUUUAAGUCUUAAACCAAAGGUUUUCUACAGAAAUUAGUUUGUCGCGACCGUAUCGAUGUGCGAUAAAAUCUUUCCGAAUGAAAUUCGAACGUUUGCUUUUGCUUUUUUUUUAAAUGACUACAUUUGGACAGGCUUUAUUGCACUCUGUAUCGGUGCGAUUGACUACAUUUAAAUAGAUCAAAUAUUGUUUAUUUAUUAUUCUUCUUCACCAAGAUUCUCAAAUGCUAACAAUUUUCUCUAUUGUUUGUUAUUCAACAUCACUUCUCCGUGUUCAAAUGAUAUAACAUUAGAGUUUUCCAUAGAAUCCAAGCGAAAUUUUAUCAUCCGAACAUUAUUAUGAUUCGGUAGCUAGUUAACGAAUUGUAUGAGAUAGAUUUUGAUCGUAUUUAUAACGAAUGAUUUUGAUUGUAUUUAAAACGAAGUGAAGAAAAAAAAUAAUUGAGAAAUAAAUAAACGUGUAAAUUUGAAAUCGA
This is a messenger RNA of Sitodiplosis mosellana (orange wheat blossom midge), 5505 nucleotides long. It is a transcript of the gene fzr, whose product is annotated as fizzy-related protein homolog. Gene Ontology annotation, molecular function: ubiquitin ligase activator activity; protein binding; anaphase-promoting complex binding. Gene Ontology annotation, cellular component: anaphase-promoting complex. Bases 2262 to 3692 code for a protein of 476 amino acids. NCBI's taxonomy places the organism in Eukaryota, Metazoa, Arthropoda, Insecta, Diptera, Cecidomyiidae. Gene Ontology annotation, biological process: positive regulation of anaphase-promoting complex-dependent catabolic process; anaphase-promoting complex-dependent catabolic process; positive regulation of ubiquitin protein ligase activity. The record is from RefSeq and is a predicted model, not a curated record. The transcript is spliced from 6 exons.